UCCAGAAGAGCUAAUAGUCUGCUGGCAUCUUUACAUUUAAACCGUCUAAAAGUAUAAAGUGUACAACUCAGAAAAUGCAAGGAGAAAUUGGAAAAACCACUGAAGACACCUACGAAAAUAUUGACGUUAUAAGAACAAAAUUGCAAAGGGAGACCACCAACUCUAACAAAAUGAGACUCCAGUCAUCUGAACUCACAGGAAGAGACUCUGGGAAGAUGAGAGGAUACAGAGCAGCUACAGUGUGUUUGGUGCUGGUGAGUACUCUUCUGCUGACUGCAGCCAUAGUGCUACUAAUCAAGAUCACCAGCCUCACAGAAGAGAGGCACCAGCUACUAACCAACAACACCAACCUAAUUCAACUAAACAAACAGUUAAAAGAACUGAAAAAUGAGCUGUGGAACUUUACCCAAAAUGGAUGGAUUUACUAUAAAUUUAGUUUUUACUAUGUGUCCACUGAGAUGAAGAACUGGAAUGAAAGCAGAAUCGACUGUAUAGAGAGACAAGCAGACCUGCUCAUAAUAAACAGCACAGAAGAACAAGGGUUUAUGAAAAAAAUAGUGAGUUCCACUAAUGUCUGGAUUGGUCUGACUGAUGCUGAUGAAGAGGGCAUAUGGAAAUGGGUUGAUGGCAGCAUACUGACCUCUGGGUUCUGGAGUACAGGACAACCCAAUGGAAAAUAUAUACAAAACUGUGUUGUGUCCUCUUCAAUAUCGUGGGCUGAUACUCAAUGCAAUUACACUUAUAAGUGGAUCUGUGAGAAGAACAUUUUACCUGUUGUACUGCCCUAAGAACAAACAAUUUUUUUGCUUUUGACCACAUUUUUAACAAGCCUUAGAAACAUGCAUAACCUCUUAAACAACUCUUUGCGUAUCGCUUUGAAAGCUCU
This is a messenger RNA of Puntigrus tetrazona (Sumatra barb), 886 nucleotides long. Its product is annotated as CD209 antigen-like protein E. The transcript has a single exon. Bases 75 to 788 code for a protein of 237 amino acids. The record is from RefSeq and is a predicted model, not a curated record. Lineage: Eukaryota; Metazoa; Chordata; Actinopteri; Cypriniformes; Cyprinidae.